AUGUCCAUCACCCUUGAAGACAAUCAGCCCCCUGGGUUCUUGCGUUUGGGUCCCACCUGGUAUCAUGAAAUCCCUUAUUUGCCUCAUGGAUGGGAAACGACCAAUGAUAGAGGCUCUGGAUCGCUCAAGCAUGCAGCAAUGAAAGCCCUAUUGCAGGACCAGUCUGCCCUGGGACCGGAGUUGUUCGAACAUAUCCACUGGUAUCUAGCAAAGUACCUUUGGGAUUGUCUCAAAAACUGCAACAAGCAGACCAUGCACAUGUGGAAAAUCAUGGCCGCUGUCUAUCCUGCGCAGUUCUACAAAAUUUCUCCCCACUAUUCCCUCAAUGCUGGCUGUCCCAAAAAACCACUAGAAGACUACAUGGGUAUCCUUAAUAGCAACGACUUUCACUGGCGUGCAAUCUUGACCAUUGCAACUACCUUCUGUUCUACCACAGAUCUCACCGCUAUCCCAAAUAUCAAGAAUUUGGUCGCACUGGAUGUAUACAGUGAGCCCUACGCAUCGAAUCUCGUCCCAUUAAAUCCCGUGGACGUUGGCAACGGAGGUCUUUCCCUGCAAGAUGGAUUUGUGCGGGGUUGGAUCGAGUCCAAGGCACUGCAGCACUUGCGCAUCCUCCGGUUUUACCACCAGCACGAGAUGACUAUUGCCACACUGAGAGCUCUGCGUGAGCUACCAGAGCUCCAGCUUGUUGUAGCAUACGAGUGUAAAAAGAUCAAAAAGACGAUUCAGGAAUACGAUAAACCCGCAGAUGCAAUCAUUCCCAUCGAGGGUUGGUCGGCCUGCAGACUCGAUUGGUUCUGGGAGAAACAUGGGACGGCCAAAACAAUUGAUGAUUAUCUCCUGGCUCUGUUUGAUGUGUACCAGUCCAGUCUGAGGACUUCCGAAGGCGAGCAACCACAGAGACCAUCGUCGUUGGAUACAAAUCUUCCGAUCUUGGAGUUCAAAUUACCUACUGUCGAUCACAGCAGAAGAGAGAGGGUGGUUAUCCGCUCUCGUUACAAUGCAAAGUCAAUUGUGCUGUUUACAAGAGAUCCUGCGAAGUUAAAUUCUGACGCUGAGAAAAGGAAGCACCGCGACAGAGUGAAAAGGCGAGCUGAGCCACUGGAAAAAGGUGAUCGUCCUGCUAAGAGGGCGGUGAUGAAGGAAAGAGGAGCAACUGAUAUUUCCAAGACCUUGAGUGAUUUCUUUUGA
Molecule: messenger RNA, 1191 nt
Organism: Penicillium paradoxum
Lineage: Eukaryota; Fungi; Ascomycota; Eurotiomycetes; Eurotiales; Aspergillaceae
Exons: 2
Coding region: 1-1191 (396 amino acids)
Source: RefSeq, a predicted model, not a curated record